CUUGACAAAUGUAUUGUUAUAAGAAAACAUUAGGUUAACAAUAUAUAUAUCCCUUUUCUGACUAUGGGAGUAAUAAUUGAAUAGUAGUCAUAGUAUUUAGUAAAUAAGAAUAAUCAAUAAAAUCUACUUCAUUUUGAUUGGUUAAAAAUCAGCUGACCAAUAAGAUAUAAAUUAUUCAUUUAUUAUAUUUUUCUUUCUUUCUUCUCUCAUUAUACUCUUUAUUGAAUAUAAUAUGUAACUGUUAUUUAUCAUAUUUAUUAUAACUUUUAUAAAAGCAGACCGUUACUUAAAAUAGAGAUCUGGUUUUUUACUGAAAAUAUUUAAAUAUGAAAUUAAUUUUAGCUGCUUUAUUACUUUUCUUUGCAUUAAUAAGUCGAUUAGUUGUUAUUCAUAAUGGAAAAAUUGGACAGAAAGAAGUUGUUAUUUCAAUAUCAAUCAAUGAAUGUUAUCAUCAUGUUACAAAUCCUCAUACUUAUCCUCGUUGGAUACCUUCUGUUUUGUCCAUAGAAAAUUUGACGAAAUCGUCUCAUCUUACUAUUGGUGAAGAAUUUGUUAUGGUGGUUGAUUACGGAUUUUUAGGUACUAUGUCAUAUGUUGCACAAAUAUUAUCAGUUGAGCCAAAUACCAGCUUCAGCUUUAUCCUAGACGACUGGUUAGAGACAAGGUUUGAUUUUGCCUUCACCUCUAUUGACCAAGAAAAAUCCAGGAUGAAAUUAACCAUCAGUUCAAAUAAAAAUAAUAUGUUUUAUAAACAUAUCAUCUUACCAAUUGCUCAUUUAUAUUAUUCCAAUUGGUUGACCCAAUGUUUAUUACGUUUUCAAUUAACAUAUUCUUAA
Schistosoma rodhaini is the source of this 836-nucleotide messenger RNA. NCBI's taxonomy places the organism in Eukaryota, Metazoa, Platyhelminthes, Trematoda, Strigeidida, Schistosomatidae. The record is from the annotation of a GenBank genome assembly.